AUUGGGCUUAUUUUUUAAGUCACUACUGGUUCAUGAGUGCCUCACUUCAGUUCACAAAAUAUAUUUAUUUCUCAAUCCAUAACAUCAUUAUAUCGCUAGAAAAAUGGUCGAAACUGAGAGUGGUAAGUUUGACAUCAAUGGAUACCCAAUUUGGUACGAGAAGUUUGGUACCGGUGCUAAUAUUCUGCUCAUGAUUCCCGGCGCUAUAGGAACGGGUCGAACCGACUAUUACGAGCAACUGUUAGGCGAGAAUGCAUUAGAUUUGACUCAGUUUACAGCCUAUGCCAUCGAGUUGGCCGGUUGGGGUCGAUCGCGACCACCCAUCAGAAAGAUCAACAAAAAUGCCUACAAUUUUGACGCCGAAACGUGUAUCAAACUGAUGGAGAAUUUGGGUCACAAGAAGUUCUUUGUGUUGGGCUGGUCUGAAGGGGCCAGAGUGGCACUGGUAUUGGCCGCCAUCUACCCCAACCACGUGACU
Molecule: messenger RNA, 478 nt
Organism: Oppiella nova
Lineage: Eukaryota; Metazoa; Arthropoda; Arachnida; Sarcoptiformes; Oppiidae
Source: the annotation of a GenBank genome assembly